Molecule: messenger RNA, 1491 nt
Organism: Zychaea mexicana
Lineage: Eukaryota; Fungi; Mucoromycota; Mucoromycetes; Mucorales; Lichtheimiaceae
Product: major facilitator superfamily domain-containing protein
Exons: 5
Coding region: 1-1491 (496 amino acids)
Biological process (GO): transmembrane transport
Cellular component (GO): membrane
Molecular function (GO): transmembrane transporter activity
Source: RefSeq, a predicted model, not a curated record
AUGGAUAAGCAUCACGACGACGACCAGAAGCCUGAAGUGGUGCAUGCCGAUUCCGUGACACCCGAUGGUAGUUCUGGUGAUGCUGAAAAAGGUGUCGCGCGGUCGCGCCCAACAUAUGUCAAAACAAAAGAAGAAAUCCGAUACAUUCGCAAAGUAGGAUGGACCUUUUUGCCAUUCAUGACAACCAUUGUCAUGGUUCAGUUUGCCGAUAAAUCUGCUCUUGCCAUUUCCGCAGUCCUUGGCAUCUACGAAGAUACAGGGAUUGGAGGAUCUGAAUUCAGUUGGCUUGGAAGUAUCUUCUUCUUGGGCUAUUUGGUUUUCCAGAUUCCCAAUCAAAUCCUCGUCCAAAAGUUCCCUAUUAGUCGGUAUCUCGGUGUCGCGAUCGUAAUUUGGGGCGCUGUCAUGAUGUUUACGGCUAUGGGUAACAACUUCUCAGAACUGGCAGCACUUCGAUUCCUUCUCGGUUUGUUUGAAGCAACGUGUCUACCAUGCAUCUAUAUCAUCAUUGCCAAUCUGUACAGACGUGAGGAGCAGACAUUGUAUUUCGGUAUUGCAACCAUGUGUCAAGGUAUUGGCUCUGUUCUCGGAAACUUUGUGGCUGUAGGCAUUUCAAACAUGGGUAACCGUCGCGGUAUUGCCAUGUGGAGAUGGAACCAUCUUAUCUUUGGCGCCCUUACUGUUACUUUGGGUAUCUUGUGCUUCUUCUUCCUUGUUGACGGUCCGCGUUACUGGCUAUUGCGUCUGACCCCCGAGGAACAUGAAAUCGUCGACCGCCGAACCAAAGACAACGCUGUCAUCCGCACCAAAAAGGUCAACUGGGCUCACUUUACAGAAGCUUUGAAGGAAUCGCGCCUUUACCUUAUUUUGCUUGCUGCCAUUGGUCUGAACAUGCAAAACGGUGGUCUUUUGGUCUUUAGUGCUCAAUUGAUCAGUACACUCGGUGAUUUUACUCCUACCGAGUCGAUUCUGCUCAAAAUCCCUGGUGGUGCUUGCGCAUGUCUUUUCAGUUUGCUCGGCUCGAUACUUGCUCGUAAAGUUGGUCAGAUCGCCUAUGUCGGUAUCUUGAUGUGUCUUAUCAGUGCCGCAGGAUGCCUCAUCUUGACCAUUGUUGUGGACGGCCCCGUUAAGUUGGCAGGCUACUACCUUAGCUGGGGCAUGUCUGGUGCUAGUGCGCUGCUGGCAGCCACGAUCGGUAACAAUGUAUCUGGUUAUAGCAAGAAGAUCUUUUACAACAGUGUCUAUGUCGCAGGCACUACGAUAGGCCAAUUUAUUGGUCCCCUUUUGAUGUUGGAAAGGGAAGCUCCCCGUUACCUAACUGGUCCCAUCGUGUUCACCGUUGGCAAUAUUGUUGCUUUGAUUUGCUUCAUCAUCAACCGAUGGACCAUGGCUCGCGAGAACAAGCGACGAAUUGCGAAUCCCCCAGAGAAGGAGACGGACGUUUCAUUGGGAUUGACUGAUAUCGAAGAUCGCAACUUUUUGUAUCGCCUCUAG